This is a messenger RNA of Prionailurus viverrinus (fishing cat), 2045 nucleotides long. RefSeq names its product inhibitor of growth family member 3 (gene ING3). The record is from RefSeq and is a predicted model, not a curated record. The coding region runs from base 114 to 1373 and encodes 419 amino acids. Gene Ontology annotation, cellular component: NuA4 histone acetyltransferase complex. The transcript is spliced from 12 exons. NCBI's taxonomy places the organism in Eukaryota, Metazoa, Chordata, Mammalia, Carnivora, Felidae. Gene Ontology annotation, biological process: regulation of DNA-templated transcription.
UGAGCGGGUGCUGCUAGCGGAGGCGCCAUAUUGGAAGGGACAAAACUCCGGCGACAGCGAGUGACACAAAUAAACCCCUGGACCCCCUCGUUCCCCCAGCUCUAAGGGCCGCGAUGUUGUACCUAGAGGACUAUCUGGAAAUGAUUGAACAGCUUCCAAUGGACCUGCGGGACCGCUUCACUGAGAUGCGCGAGAUGGACCUGCAGGUGCAGAAUGCAAUGGAUCAACUAGAACAAAGAGUCAGUGAAUUCUUUAUGAAUGCAAAGAAAAAUAAACCGGAGUGGAGAGAAGAACAAAUGGCAUCCAUCAAAAAAGAUUACUAUAAAGCUUUGGAAGAUGCAGAUGAGAAGGUACAGCUGGCAAACCAGAUAUAUGACUUGGUAGAUCGACACUUGAGAAAGCUGGAUCAAGAACUGGCUAAGUUUAAGAUGGAGCUGGAAGCUGAUAAUGCUGGAAUUACAGAAAUAUUAGAGAGGCGAUCUUUGGAAUUAGAUACUCCCUCACAGCCAGUGAACAAUCACCACGCUCAUUCACAUACUCCAGUGGAAAAAAGGAAAUAUAAUCUGACUUCUCACCAUACAACAACAGAUCAUAUUCCUGAAAAGAAGUUUAAAUCUGAAGCUCUUCUAUCUACUCUUACAUCAGAUGCAUCUAAGGAAAAUACACUAGGGUGUCGAAAUAACAAUUCUACAGCCUCUUCCAACAAUGCUUACAACGUGAAUUCCUCCCAACCUCUGGCAUCCUAUAACAUUGGCUCAUUAUCUUCAGGAACUGGUGCAGGGGCAAUUACCAUGGCCGCAGCUCAAGCCGUUCAAGCCACAGCUCAGAUGAAAGAGGGACGAAGAACAUCAAGUCUAAAAGCCAGUUAUGAAGCGUUUAAGAAUAAUGACUUUCAGCUGGGAAAAGAAUUUUCAAUGCCUAGAGAAACAGCUGGCUAUUCAUCAUCUUCAGCACUCAUGACUACAUUAACACAGAACGCCGGUUCAUCAGCAGCCGACUCACGGAGCGGGAGAAAGAGCAAAAACAACAACAAGUCUUCAAAUCAGCAGUCCUCCUCCUCCUCCUCCUCCUCCUCCUCUCUGUCAUCGUGUUCUUCUUCAUCAGCCGUCGUCCAAGAGAUGUCUCAACAGACAACAGUGGUACCAGAAUCCGAUUCAAACAGUCAGGUUGAUUGGACUUACGACCCAAAUGAACCACGAUACUGCAUUUGUAAUCAGGUAUCCUAUGGUGAGAUGGUGGGCUGUGAUAACCAAGAUUGCCCUAUAGAGUGGUUCCAUUAUGGGUGCGUUGGGUUGACAGAAGCUCCAAAAGGAAAGUGGUACUGUCCGCAGUGCACCGCCGCUAUGAAGAGGAGAGGCAGUCGGCACAAAUAAAGGUGGUCAUUUCAUGUGAGCAAGGAAAAACUUCAACUAAAUGUUUUAUAUGGGACUUUAAAACAGAAGAAAAGAGAAAAGAGAAACAAUGCAUUUCCAGGCAACCACUUCAAGGAUUUACAUAGACAAUCCUGUAAGAUCUUGAACUUGAAUUUUAUGGGUUGUAUUUUAAUAAUGUAAGUAAAUUAUUUAUGCACUCCUGGUGUGCUACGAAUAUUAUUCCAGUUAGCCUUGGAUUCUUUCAGUGGCCAACAUAUGCAGACAUUUGUACUCCUCAACCAGUUUCUCAAAGUAAUGGGCAUUCUAUAAUUUAGACUUCAGAGAAUUCCAACGAUGAAGAUUUUAAGAAAAGCAUUUUAUAUUCAACAGGUAUGUUCUGCUGCAUGUACUGUACUCCAGAGCUGUUAUGUAACACUGUAUAUAAUGGUUGCAAAAAAAAAAAAAAAAGUCAGUGCUUCUAAAAAGAAUUUAAGAUAAUGGUUUUUAAAAUGCCUUUAUAAUAAGCUUUGUUUCUUUGUGAAACUAAAUUCAGCAGGCUGAAGGAAAUGGUUCAUGUGAUAAAGUGGGCUGGUGUCCUCUAGAGUACCUGGGUACAUAAACAGAAACUCCUGUAGGUAAAAACGAAUCUGUGCCAUUAGUCUUUAUAUGUUUCUGCAUCCAGAUAGAGUGCAG